Paramisgurnus dabryanus is the source of this 3472-nucleotide messenger RNA. It is a transcript of the gene slc4a1ap, whose product is annotated as solute carrier family 4 member 1 adaptor protein. The record is from RefSeq and is a predicted model, not a curated record. Lineage: Eukaryota; Metazoa; Chordata; Actinopteri; Cypriniformes; Cobitidae. Gene Ontology annotation, molecular function: protein binding.
UGGUUGGAAUAAUUAUUAUACGUUAAAAUUAAAAAUAUUUUGUUAUACUGCUUUCCAUCAACUAAACAAAUUCAAAUCACAAUGUUUAACAACUACUGUAAUAACAGGAACGGAAACAUUAAAGUGUUACACCAAACAUGAUGGAGUCUGAAGGCGUCGUACACCCUAAAAAUAUUCAUUUUGCGAUGGAUACAGAGGAGAGUUCGGAUCCUGGGAAUGGUCAACUUUGUAAUACGAAAGAGGACACCGCCAGCAGUAAUGAAAACACGAACGACCCUUUCAAGAAACCGGCUAUUUCCGUGCCCUCAUCCUUCUCGAUGAAGAAAUCGGAUGGGUCAGAUUCGGUAAAGAGACCAGCAAAAGACCCAAACAGCUCCAAAGCAAAAAACAGCGAUUGCGUUAUUGAACAUCCCCAAUCAACUUCACAUGGGAAAUACACAAAACCUGACCCAACUAAUACUCCAUCAGACGAAAGUUUAGACAAACAGAAGCCCGGUGUAGAUAAAAUAAUUAACGUUAUUCCUCUCAAACCCAAGGACACCAGACCCCAAAUCCCUGUCAAAUUACUCCAGUCUGGUAAAUUCCCUCCAUUGCCGUACACGGAGCCACUGUGGGGAUCUAUUCCUGACGUCUCUUAUUCGUUUGAGCUGCUUAAAAAUGGCGCUAUUUUAGACACGGUGCAUCUGUCUCAAAGGAGUUAUUUUGUGGUGGGUCGGCUGCCGGUGUGUGAUGUGUCUCUGGAGCAUCCGUCCAUUUCCCGCUAUCAUGCUGUGCUGCAGUACCGGGGCCGAGUGGGGCAGGACGGGGAAGUGGAAGAGGAGAGGGGCUUCUAUGUCUAUGAUCUGGGCAGUACUCAUGGGACUUUUGUCAAUAAGAGCAAGAUACCGCCUAAAACAUAUAUAAGGCUCCGCGUGGGACACGUGCUGAAGUUUGGCGGAAGCACCAGACUCUUUAUACUGCAGGGUCCGGAGUUUGACGAAGAAGCAGAAUCAGAACUGACGGUAACAGAGCUCAGAGAGCAGGCAAGGAAACACAGAGAAGAGCUUGAAAAAAGGAUGAUGGGUGAUGGCUCCGAUAAUGAUGAGGAGGAGGAGAAAGAUGAGACUGAAGCCAGUGCAUCAGGGAGAAGCUCUUCUGACGAUGCUGGCUGCUUGUGGGGAAUGGCUGAAGAGGCAGUGCCUGAAGAGGAUGAAAAUGAGGAGAAUCCAUUUGCUGCUGAGUUUCACGAGGAUCAGGAAGCAGCGUACCUUAAAGAUCCUAAAAAAGCCCUACAGGGCUUCUAUGACAGAGAAGGAGAAGAACUAGAGUUUGAAUAUGAAGAAAAAGGACAUAGCACCUGGCUCUGCCGAAUUAAAUUGCCUGUGGAUGAUGCAGUGGGCAGGCAGCUAGUGGCUGAGGUGACACACACGGGGAAAAAGAAAGAAGCAGCUAUCCAGUGCUGUUUAGAGGCCUGCCGCAUCCUAGAGGCUCGUGGUCUUCUGAGACAGGAGGCUGUGUCUCGGAAGCGCAAGAAGAAGAACUGGGAGGAUGAAGAUUUUUAUGACAGUGAUGAUGACACGUUCCUAGACCGGACUGGUGCAGUAGAACGGAAGAGGUCAGAGCGUAUGAAGAAGGCCGGAAAAAUUCAGGAGCAUCCUGAUACCUAUAAAUCACUGUUGGCCAAACUGACUGAGGUUGAGAAAGAGCUUGCUGAAACGGAGAAGAGGCUCAGUUCUUCUGGAAAAGGAAGCUCCAGCUCUUCCUUAGAGGACCCUCUUGAUGCGUUCAUGAGUGUUGUACGUAGCAUGGUAGCUCUGGAUGGUGUAGAAAGAAAAAAACUACAUUUACAUGUGGCUGAGCUGAAGAAGGAGGGUCAGAGACUACGAAAACUGGUGGAGCUGACCAGACCUACCCAACUGCCUUCACUGCAGCCCAGUGGUUCUAGCAGUGAGCCUGCAGAGAAAGUAAAGAAGUUAUCUUUACCUAUGUUUGGAGCCAUUAAGGGAGGAGGUAAAUUCAAAUUGAAGACUGGAACUAUAGGAAAUUUGCCCCCAAAGCGAGCCAGUCUGCCCCCUGAGCUUUUCAACAUGAAGGAGCUUCCCUCUGGUGGGAGAGAAGAAGAGGAGGAGGAGGAGGAGGAGGAGGAAGAAGAAGAAGAAGAAAAAGAAAAGAAAUAUGAGAAGACAGAGGACACAGACGCUGAUGAUAAUAAUAUGGAGGUUAUUCAGUCUGCAGAGAUGGACAACACAGAACACUCCCAUGGCAAUAGCCCCGAAACUCGCACUCACUGCCCUAACGAAAUGAAAGACAGUGAAGACCAGACUGGUGAAGUAGUGGCAUCUCAUGAUAAACAGAAGGCCAGAUCUCUUAAUCUUCACAGCAAAAGUGCCUCUCCAUCAAAAGAAGGAUGUGACAACAGCAUUUCUAUUGUCAAGAGUCCAAAGACAAGUAUGAAGAAAACAGUCAUUGGCCUAAGCAGGCCACCUGCAACCAUGUCCAAGGAUUACCCAGAAGAUGAUCCCGACUACUGUGUCUGGGUUCCUCCAGCAGAUCAGACUGGUGAUGGUAGGACACAUCUGAAUGAUAAGUAUGGCUACUGAUUUUGGAAAGUGAAGGCCCCCCAUCACUAAAAUGGAGGUCAACUCUUCAUCUCACCCUUGAAAAGAUACAUCAUAUUGAUCUUCAUACCUUACCUAAUUUUCACAAGUUGCCCAGAUGAGCUUAUGAUGUUUCUAGCUCUUGUUAAUGGUUUUAAGCAUGUUUGUGUUCUGAAUUGGAAUAAUAUGCACUUAAUGUUUAGCCUGUCAUUAGGGUGCGGUGAAUUGAUAUUCACCUGUCAAUAGGGUGAGGUAACCUGUAUUUUUUUCUGGUUACAAAAUAGCAGCCUUCUCAUGUUACGGGAAUAUUUACUGUUCAUUUUGACAGUAUAACUUAAAAAGCACUUUCUGUUAAAUCACUGCACCAUUGAACAACCUGAUCUCUAUCCACAGCUUGCUGUUCUGGGGACAGUUUAACAUGCUUAAGUGGGCUUUGUGUACAUCUAUUGCUCUGUUCUGAGUCACUAUCAGAGCCACCCUGAACUUCCUUUGGCAGUGGUGCCACAUGCCAUAUGGCAAGCUCCUACUGAGCUCUCCUCGGUUGACUGUUAAUGUUAACUCUUUAGAGGUGCCUUUAUCAGCCAUCUGGACUCUUGCUUGGCAUUAAGUAUUAGGAGCAAGUCUUUGUAUGUUCAGGAGAAAGGGAGUGAGCUCAGUGUAUAGUUUACCUAUUAGUAUUUUUUUAACUUAAUGAGGAGUGACUCACUAUAAGAACAUAAUUUGUGUGAUAGUGUGUUGAAGAAAGAAUUGUGUCCCUCCAUAUAUGUCACUGUAGCCCAGUCUCUCUACUUAUCACAACCUAUUGCUCCUUAAUUCUCCAUUUUCUGGAGAGUAGGAUUCCAUACAAAUGGUGUAUUUUGUUACUUGUCUUUUGUAAAAUAAACAUGUAUGCACUC